Messenger RNA from Durusdinium trenchii, 171 nucleotides. The record is from the annotation of a GenBank genome assembly. Lineage: Eukaryota; Dinophyceae; Suessiales; Symbiodiniaceae.
GUCAUCGAAGUGACCGCUGCUAAGAAGGUUGUCAAGGCGGACACGACGGUCCGAGGGGAGGAAGAGCCCAAGGCAGAGCCCAGCCAUGAGGCCGGAGUGGAGGUGUCUUCCCGUUCAAUGUACAGUUUGGUGGCACAAAGCUCUAACCCAACGCCACAUAGGUCAGGGUGA